Parasteatoda tepidariorum (common house spider) is the source of this 1949-nucleotide messenger RNA. Its product is annotated as UTP--glucose-1-phosphate uridylyltransferase. The record is from RefSeq and is a predicted model, not a curated record. Gene Ontology annotation, molecular function: UTP:glucose-1-phosphate uridylyltransferase activity. Lineage: Eukaryota; Metazoa; Arthropoda; Arachnida; Araneae; Theridiidae. Gene Ontology annotation, biological process: UDP-alpha-D-glucose metabolic process.
CGUCGAGGACAGUACGUACAUCUUAUAAUUCUAAGAUCAUUCAUUCAUUCUGAAAUUGCAACGCCUUCAGAGAAUUUAGAAAACACGUGGUUCUUGUGGCGUUUAUUCUCGAUUCUUGCGCAGCUUGCCCAACGGUAAAUAAACGCAUGUAUACUGUUUUGGGUUUGCAUCACUCAUGUUUUCAGGAAGAAACUGGGACGAGUCUGCUGCUAAGAUGUCGACUCAUGCCGAAAAGCUAGCGGCUUUUGGAAAGCAGAGAAAAAUAAGUGGUACUACUGAAUUCAAGCAAUUAACAAAGCAAGAUGCUAAAAAUGAGUUGGCAAAAGAAUUGGAGAAGAUUCUUAACACAGCGCCCUCUACAGUGGAGAAACAGAAAACAACCGAAGAGUUCAAAGCCUUUCAAAGGUUAUUCUCUCAGUUUCUUCAAGGUACCAGUAGCACAGUGCAAUGGGACAAGGUUGAGCCAUUGCCACAAGGGGCUGUUAUCAAAUACCAAAGUUUACCCGCAGCAGAGCCUAACAAAAUCAGAGAAAUGUUGAGCAAACUUGUUGUGGUCAAGUUGAACGGAGGUUUAGGCACAACAAUGGGAUGUGUUGGACCAAAAUCUGUCAUUCCAGUCCGAAAUGAACUUACAUUCCUUGAUCUCACAGUGCAGCAAAUUGAACAUUUGAAUAAAACGUAUGACGCUGAUGUUCCAUUGGUGCUAAUGAAUUCUUUUAACACUGAUGAUGAUACUCAUAAAGUUCUUCCCAAAUAUCGGGGUCUUCGAAUUAAAAUUUAUACUUUUAAUCAAAGCAGGUAUCCUCGAUUAAACAAAGAAAGUUUGCUUCCCAUCGGUCACACUUUGCGAGAUCCAGAUCCUGAAUCAUGGUAUCCUCCUGGUCAUGGGGACUUUUAUGAAUCAUUUUUUAAUUCUGGUCUUUUGGAAAUGUUCAUCAACCACGGGAGAGAAUUCUGCUUUGUUUCUAACAUUGACAACUUGGGUGCCACAGUUGAUCUUAAUAUUCUAAAUAUGCUAUUAAAUCCUGGUAAAUCACAUUCUCAAAAUGAAUUUGUUAUGGAAGUUACAGACAAAACAAAAGGAGACGUUAAGGGUGGAACACUUAUUCAUUAUGAGAACAAGCUUAGACUCCUCGAAAUACCUCAAGUGCCAAAAGAUAAAGUUGAUGAAUUUAAAAGUGUAAAUAAAUUCAAGAUUUUUAACACCAACAACUUGUGGAUGAAGUUGAAAACUAUCGCUACAUUAGUUGAAGAUCAUGCAUUGAAUAUGGAAAUCAUAAUGAACCCUAAGCAUCUUGAUAAUGGAAUGAAUAUCAUUCAAUUAGAAACAGCUGCAGGAGCAGCAAUGAAAGAUUUUGAAGGAGCAAUAGGCAUAAAUGUUCCAAGAAGCCGUUUUCUACCAGUGAAGAAGACAUCGGAUUUGUUGUUGGUAAUGAGCAACUUGUAUGACAUGAAGAAUGGAAAUUUAACUAUGAGCCACGAGAGGGCGUUUCCUACAACACCUUUGGUCAAAUUAGGUGAUCUUCAUUUUAUGAAGGUGAGAGAUUUCCUUUCGAGGUUUGCUACUAUUCCUGACAUGUUAGAAUUAGAUCACUUAACUGUAUCGGGAGAUGUUACUUUUGGCAGAGGAGUUUCAGUAAAAGGAACUGUAAUUAUUAUUGCGAAUCAUGGUGACAGGAUCGAUAUUCCAAACGGAGCUGUCUUAGAAAACAAAAUUGUGUCUGGAAAUCUGCGGAUAUUGGAUCACUGAUGUGAUUUACCUUAUUCGAAGUCCUUUUUGAAAUAUCAUCCCGAAAGAAUUAUAAUAAUUGUGAUCACUACCUCCACAAGAUUUGUUAUGUUCAUACCGAUUGAUGGAACUUAAAUUGUUACAUUCUUGUUUCAUAAUCAUUGCCAUAUUGUUCUAAGAUUGUAACAAACUGAAAAAAUGAUUGAAUUCUUCGUAUGAA